AUGGAUGUUCCAUUACCGUCACUGGUGGUUCGAAAUGACCACUGCAAAUCAUCAGUUUAUAUGGAGCGUUGUUCAUCGGCUAGCCCACCACCUCCCUACGACGAUGCUGUACGAGAAGUUGCUUGGCCUUCUACUAUUGACCAGACUGUAAUGCAUAUGGAGGAAGCAGUGGAAAACACGCACGCUAUGUUACAGCGUAUGAAGGGCAAUCUGAGUCAUUUCCAUCAAACCAGCCAAGCGCUGAUCGACAAUCUCGAAAGAUCAACACGACAUGACGAACAUAACGAUAGUGACAACGAUAGCGAUAAUGAUGAUUUGGGACGCAUCUCACAAUCACUCCAACAGCUUAUUGAGCAAGCUCAAACGAGUCUGAAAACACGCAUGGCAAUCCGCGAUCCGACUUGCAUGACCGUACACCGUUCAGUUUCAUGUCCGCAGCUCACAACAGUGUUUGACGAACAACAACAUCCUCGUCGGCAAAGUACUCCCGACGAAAUGGAAGAGGACACUCGUCGUCGGUCACUUGCCCGUGCAUCCACCCUUUUCAAUGAAUCACCAAGUUUUCGAGAGCAGCAGAAACGAUACCUUGAUAGUCAUUGGCGACUCACCACCGCUAUGCAGGAACUUGUUGACACUGUAAACACUUGUCAGCAGGAUAAACCUUCUCAUGUUUCACAAAAUCAUUCAUUGCAGCAUUAUCAAUACCCCAUUCCACAACGCCGACGUACCCUUCGCAAAGCCAAACAAGUACAGCAUAUCCACCAUCAUCAUUAUUACCACUCUUCCCCACAGGUCAUUGUACAACAACCACAACAACAGCAUUAUCCACCACCUGCAUCAAUCUCCAUUAGCCAUCUUUUUACCCACGUUUGGUCUUCUUUUCGCUCCUCACUUGUCCACCAUGCUUCUCAGCAUCGUCAGCGCUCAAACUCACUACAGCAACGACGGCUUUACCAACCCUCUACCACAGCAAAGUCGGAUGAUACAACGUCAAGAAUAGACGACCGACAGCAUGUUGACUCGCCGCUACACUCCUCCACAGAUCAAAAGCCGCCGUCUCCUAUUAUACUCCCAUUAGCCCAUUCGAAUCUUCUUCGCCUUAUGCUUUUUGCUACUCUAUUGCUUUUCUCGUUUAUGCAUCCAACAACCGAAAAGACGAGGAGUAAAAGAGUUGUUGCCUCACAACGAUGUGUUGGGCAGUUCAUCAAUACGUCAUCUGAGCGACUUCCUGUAUCCACAUGGAUCCAACGAUCUUGUCUCGUGGUCUAUAUCCUUGCUUUCUUGUAG
Lichtheimia ornata is the source of this 1287-nucleotide messenger RNA. RefSeq lists its product as uncharacterized. The record is from RefSeq and is a predicted model, not a curated record. NCBI's taxonomy places the organism in Eukaryota, Fungi, Mucoromycota, Mucoromycetes, Mucorales, Lichtheimiaceae. The coding region runs from base 1 to 1287 and encodes 428 amino acids. The transcript has 3 exons.